Molecule: messenger RNA, 1278 nt
Organism: Talaromyces amestolkiae
Lineage: Eukaryota; Fungi; Ascomycota; Eurotiomycetes; Eurotiales; Trichocomaceae
Exons: 1
Coding region: 1-1278 (425 amino acids)
Source: RefSeq, a predicted model, not a curated record
AUGUUUACCAGCAACGCAGAGCUUCUAGAAAAAGGCGAAACUACGGCAGAACAUUCAAAGAACCAGCGCGAGGAAGCGGAAAAACUCGAAGCAGAUAAGACGAGCGAAAAUCCAAAUACCGGUGGUCUAUUUCAGGGUUGUUUCAAGCCGAAACCCCAUCAUGUAGGUCCAAUUUAUGAUGCCGACGACGGAGUAACGAGAUGUCCGAACUGUGCUUGGGAGCUAGAAGAGGACGAAUGUGUGAAUUGUGGAUAUCAUGCCGAGGAUGGCUCGAUUGGCGACUCGGAGGAUUUCUCGGAUAUGACGGACGAGGACGACGAAGAUGAUGACAAUGAGGAUGACGAUGAGGAUGAUGAGGAUGAAGAGAUGGACGAUGAUAUGACAGACUAUGACGACGCAUGGGUGGACAACUACCCGCAUCCAUUACCAUUCCAUGUUGCCCAGCAGUUAUACGAUGAAGCGCACGGCAUGAUUGAUCAUCAUCAUUUUCACCAUCAUCACCAUCACCCGUUGCACAAUCAUCCAUUCUUGCCACCAGUCUGGUUAGGAAAUGGACCUAUAGGCCAGAUGGACGCCUCUUCAAUGACCCAUACAAGCGAUAAUGAGUCGGAAGAGGAAGAAGACGACAAUUCAGAGGAAUCCAGCAGCAACUCAGAGGACGACGAUGAUGAAGAGAUGGAAUCAUUCAUUGACGACGGUUCCAUACACUACGAGAACAGUCAGGAUAGCGAAGGCGGAUACAUUACAGAUCGUUCUACAGUAAUAGGCGAUCGAAGCGACGAUAUACAUCCGGGGACACAUACAGAAUCACCCGGUUCAGAGUCGAGUGGGUCACGUAAUUUUCAAUGGAAUUUUAGUUCCGACAACGAUCCCGAAGAUGAUGAAGAAGAUGAUGAAGACGAGCCAAUUCGCCCAGCGCCCGUUCGGAGACCGGKCCAGAAUGCCUCCUAUCGAAGCAAUCCCAUUUCAAGGGGAUUAUCUAGAACCGCAUCAAAUCCGACAUCAGGGUUUCAGAAUCGUUCAGCCAACGGAGCUUCAGCCCGUACAUUAGGGUUGUCUAGAUCUCACACACAUAGAGCACCAUUAUCUCAAGCACAGGGCCGGGCAGCUGCCGGGACAUCAACCAACAGAGGGGGUUUCGUAAAUCCCAGAAACAAUUCAAUUCCCCACAGUACGGGUGCCGGUUCGUCAGCUACUAACGCCAUCACCGUUAAUGAUGACUCGGAAGAUGAAAUGCCUGUCCCGGCAACGAGGAGAUCGAGAAACAACAGGCGUUGA